This is a messenger RNA of Sycon ciliatum, 1751 nucleotides long. Its product is annotated as bone morphogenetic protein 1-like. Bases 223 to 1575 code for a protein of 450 amino acids. Gene Ontology annotation, molecular function: zinc ion binding; metalloendopeptidase activity. The record is from RefSeq and is a predicted model, not a curated record. Gene Ontology annotation, biological process: proteolysis. NCBI's taxonomy places the organism in Eukaryota, Metazoa, Porifera, Calcarea, Leucosolenida, Sycettidae. The transcript is spliced from 5 exons.
CGAAACUGGCAAAAGUAACUAGUUUGGCUUCAGUGGAAACUGAAGAAUGCUACAUCAUACAGAACAAUUAUUUUUCUCUUUCAGAUACUGUUAGUAAAAGUUAGUAAUCAUGUACCCAUAGUCAUAAUACAUGUAUUAGCAACCUAGAUAAGUUUACUGCUGCUCCAUUUCGAUAGCACGAAUACAAGGUCAGUCGUGUUGAGUGCUGUGGAGAAAGCGGUCAUGCGGUGCCAUCCAGUGUUUCUGCCUGGCGACGAGCUUGUACACGCCUGCGAUCAGCUAGAAGAUGUUGAACGGCGCAAAGCUCAAUGUGCCGCUAACGCUUCACAGCACAAGUCGGACGAACCGGACGGAGUGGCCGCAUCGGGUGGGAUUGAGCCACAAUGUAAAAGGCGACCGAGCCAGGACAGUACAGAUGUGGUGAAACCCCUGUUUGGAUUAACCUACACGAAUAAAUCCAAGUAUGGAAUGAAGCUCUGGCCAAAAGGGAAGUCUGUAAAAGUGUGUUUUAUUGGUAGUCAUCCGAAACGUGAUCAAGUGCUACACUAUGCCAGUGAAUGGAGCCGAUAUUGUAGUAUUUCAUUCGUUGAAGUGAAAGAUCGAAGCGACUCGGAAGUGCGAGUGUCUUUCAAGGAAAACAUGGCCUCGUACUCCCUGGUGGGGACGGAUGCACUGAGGGUUGGUAAAGGUGAGCGCACGAUGAACCUUGCUGUGAUUGACAAGUCAACUGUACUCCACGAAUUUGGUCACGUGCUCGGUCUACUGCACGAACACCAGUCACCCAUCAAGGGCAUUGUGCGCUGGAACGUGCCCCAGGUGAUGGCAGAGUUCAAGGGGCCACCAAACUACUGGGAUGAGGAGCAGAUCCAGAGUCAAAUCCUGGACCGGUACGAGGCUGACGGUGUUACGGGCUCUACAUACGAUAUGCAGUCCAUCAUGCACUAUAGCUUUGCUAAAGAGUUGAUAUUGAGCAUUGAUGGGAGGCCGCCACUGGAUUCUGAUAUUCCCGUGAUAUCAGAGCUUUCACCGACGGACAAACUCGUUGUUGAGAAACUCUACGGUCCUCCUGGCACAAAGCCAGCACCACCAAAGGAAGAACCGCAGACUCUACCUGAAGAUGCUGACAAGUCAAAGAAUCACAUCAGCCCUGGAGAGGAAAUGAAAUUCACGUUCACAAGUGAUCCAAAAGAAGUCAGAAAGUACACAAUCGAGACGACUGGCGAUGAAGCUGACCUGGCACUCACCCUGUCUGGUCCUGACAUUGAAACACGUUUCAUCGCUGCAGCCACUGAUGGUGGUGAGGAUGGUAACCCGCGUGUUGUGGACCAUCUUCAACCCGCCAAGACCUACUAUAUUGUGAUCAGGGCCUUUGCCAAAGGCGGAGCGUUUGCGCUGAGGAUAUCGCCGGUUUGUCUAAAUAUCAAAGAUUGUACGAACUUAGAAGUUGCGACUUCGGCGGUUAUCGUCAUGAAGUCAGUCAAGUCAGUCAAGUGUCAAGUUCGGCAAGAAGCGUGUGUUCCUAGAACAAUCAACUUCAUCAAAGAUUGUAUUAUUUAUUUUAUGGCUCAAAUCUGAGUCAAAGGUUAUUCUAGUACUUGAAAUAGGUAUAUUCAAAAAGAUUUUUCCAGAUCUUUUGUUGACAGUAGACCAAGAGUGCUGUCCAGCGCUGUGGAGAUUUUCCUAGUACACCGUUGGUCGUGUAGUUGCAGCAUAGCUGAGGUGACCGACUGGGUUUACUGUGUUUGCCUUGA